CACCGCGCAUGUCCGCAGCGACGCUGCUUCGUGUGCUCCAAUCACCAGAACGUUUCCUAACACAUAUUUCUAAAAUGGCGACUGUCGAGCCGGAAACCAACCCAAAUCCAUCCCUCCCAGAAGACGAUGGAGCUGAUGAGGCAAGAGAGACGACUGCUCAGGAAAUUGUGAGCCCAGAAGCCUACAUCAAACACCCGCUACAAAACAGAUGGUCUCUAUGGUUCUUCAAAAAUGACAAGAGCAAAACAUGGCAGGCCAAUCUACGACUCAUCUCAAAAUUUGACACAGUUGAAGAUUUUUGGGCUCUGUACAACCAUAUCCAGUUGUCAAGCAAUCUCAUGACAGGCUGUGAUUACUCCCUUUUUAAGGAUGGUAUUGAGCCCAUGUGGGAGGACGAGAGGAACAAGCGUGGAGGACGCUGGCUGAUCCCACUCAACAAGCAGCAGAGAAAAUUAGACCUGGACCGCUUCUGGUUAGAAACUCUCUUGUGCUUAGUUGGAGAGGCCUUUGAUGACUACAGCGAUGAAGUUUGUGGCGCUGUGGUGAACAUUCGUACAAAAGGAGAUAAAAUUGCUGUCUGGACAUCAGACUCUGAAAACCGUGCUGCUAUAACACACAUAGGGAGAGUUUACAAGGAGUGCUUGGGGAUCCCCUCGAAGAUGUCUAUUGGUUACCAAUGUCACUUUGACACAGCAACCAAAAGUGGCUCCACCACCAAGAACAAAUUUGUCGUUUAAGAAGCACCUAUUGUGCUCCCGUUUCAAUUCGUCAUAUUUGUUGUCGGUGCAUAUGUUUACUUUGCUGCAAAGACCGCGGAGUGCAAUCAAAUACUUCAAGCCAAAUGUUUCUAUAGCCUGCCCUCAACUUAGACCACAUAAAUAUAUGAAUGU
Messenger RNA from Hippocampus zosterae (dwarf seahorse), 890 nucleotides. It is a transcript of the gene eif4eb, whose product is annotated as eukaryotic translation initiation factor 4eb. Gene Ontology annotation, molecular function: RNA 7-methylguanosine cap binding; translation initiation factor activity. Gene Ontology annotation, cellular component: eukaryotic translation initiation factor 4F complex; cytoplasm. NCBI's taxonomy places the organism in Eukaryota, Metazoa, Chordata, Actinopteri, Syngnathiformes, Syngnathidae. The transcript is spliced from 7 exons. Gene Ontology annotation, biological process: translational initiation. The record is from RefSeq and is a predicted model, not a curated record. Bases 9 to 737 code for a protein of 242 amino acids.